UACCUACACCGUACACACUAUCACACACUUGACCCUUUCUCUUUCCACACACACAUUUCAUUCUCUCUCUCUCUCUCACACUACAAAAUCCCAACAAACCUGCCGGUCUGCUGCUCUAAUUCAGCUUUCAUGUCUUCCUUUUGCUCUUUCUAGAUUCUGCUUCAUCAAACUAUUCUAUUCCGGCAAACAAUGGACAGGAAACAAGGGUUUUUCUCCGCUUUAAAAGACGAAGUGAUACGCGGGUUAUCUCCGGCGAGGUCCCGCAGGAGGCCCAAGUUGUUGACUAACGGGAGUUUGACUGGAGAGACUCUGGCGCCAUUGUAUGAAGGCCCGGAUCAAGAUGGGUCGGAGCUUGGGGAGUCCAAACGGGUCGGGUCGGGUAUUGGGCUGUGGAUGAAGGGGCAGCUUUCUAGGGCUCCCUCUGUUGGUGCUAAGUAUAGGUCUGAUUUGAGGUUGUUGCUUGGUGUUAUGGGCGCACCGCUUGCUCCGGUGCAUGUUAGCAGCGUUGAUCCGUUUCCUCAUCUUUGCAUUAAGGAUACUCCAAUUGAAACAUCGUCUGCUCAAUACAUAUUGCAGCAGUACACAGCUGCAUCUGGAGGGCAAAAGCUACAAAACUCCAUUAAAAACGCAUACGCCAUGGGGAAAGUGAAGAUGGUAGCUUCCGAGUUCGAAACCGCUUCAAGAGUGGUGAAACACAAGCACGUUGUUGGAGCCGCAGACACGGGUGGGUUUGUUCUGUGGCAGAUGAACCCGGAUAUGUGGUAUGUUGAGCUAGCUGUCGGUGGUAGCAAGGUUCAAGCCGGCUGCAAUGGAAAUCUUGUUUGGAGACACACCCCUUGGCUCGGUUCACACACUGCUAAAGGCCCGGUUCGACCCCUGCGUCGUGCGCUUCAGGGUCUCGAUCCUAGAACCACAGCGAGUAUGUUUACGGAUGCUAAGUGUGUCGGUGAGAAGAAGAUUAAUGGUGAAGAUUGCUUUAUUCUUAAACUAACCGCUAAUCCGCAGACGUUAAAGGCGAGAAGUGAAGGUCCAGCUGAGAUCAUAAGACAUGUUCUGUUUGGCUACUUUAGCCAGAAAACCGGACUCAUAGUUCACAUGGAAGAUUCGCAUUUAACCCGCAUUCAAGCCACUGGUACUGACGCGGUCUACUGGGAGACCACAAUUAAUUCUAGUAUGGAUGAUUAUAGGUCUGUUGAAGGUGUAAUGAUUGCGCAUUCAGGUCACUCUGUGGUCACCCUUUUUAGAUUUGGUGAGAUGGCAAUGAGCCACACCAAGACAAGAAUGGAAGAAGCAUGGACCAUUGAAGAGGUUGCAUUCAAUGUCCCAGGCUUGUCAAUUGACUGUUUUAUCCCUCCAGCCGACUUAAAGUCUGCGUCUUUUAGCGAAACCUCUGAUUUUCCCGGGGGCGAAAGAGGGAAAUCGGGUCUUGUGGUCGCUGGUCAUCGAGCAAAGGUUGCAGCCUUGGGUUAAGUUCAGUUGUUUAUAUAACGUCAUCAGUGGUAGCAUACUAGUAUUUGAUUGAUUAACACCUUGGAAGUUACGUCGUAGACGUUAGGUUAUUUCAGUAAUUUCACUUGGGGUUUCGCCGAGCAUGAUCACUUAACAGUUCUGGCCAAAGGGGGUCGGAAGCUUGGUUUUUUCUCCCUAUUAGAUUAAAUGGAGGUUUAGUUUUAGUUCACCUUCCAUAGUUUUUUAAGAGUAUUGAAGGUAUACACCAUGGCAUUUUAAAGAAUUGGUGCCAUGUUUGUUUCUAGUAUUGUUUUACUUUGGUUGUUUGUUUAGGUUGCAGCUGGUGUUGUUGGUGUUAAAGAUUAAAGAUGGUUUUUUUAAAUCUUUUGUUUUAUGUUUUA
This is a messenger RNA of Helianthus annuus (common sunflower), 1850 nucleotides long. RefSeq lists its product as uncharacterized. Bases 190 to 1470 code for a protein of 426 amino acids. NCBI's taxonomy places the organism in Eukaryota, Viridiplantae, Streptophyta, Magnoliopsida, Asterales, Asteraceae. The record is from RefSeq and is a predicted model, not a curated record. The transcript is spliced from 2 exons.